UGUACGCCUUAGUGGCAGCAUGUCUUGGAUACCUCCCAACUUAGCUCAAUCAUGUACGGUGCACACCACGAUUACCGCCUGUCAGCCACAAACUUUUUUGUUCCUUCAACUUGUAACUCAAUUAUUUGGACGAUCUUUGGACUCUAAUAAUGAUUAUGGUAGCAGUGAAUACGACUUUAAUACAGAUUUUUAUAAUUUUUUUGACCAAACAUGGGGCAGUGAAAAAAUUACGCAGCGGAAUGUAGAAGAAUACGACUUCAUAAUAGCAGGUGCAGGAAGUGCAGGUUGUGUUUUAGCAAAUCGUCUUACGGAGAUAAAGAAGUGGAGAGUAUUGCUUCUUGAAGCCGGUGACGAAGAACCCGAAGUAGCCGACGUUCCUGCAUUUGCUCCAUUGCUUCAACAUUCUAGUAUUGACUGGGAUUUCAUGACACAGCCUAGUCCUCACAGCUGUUUAGCGAGACGCAAUGGACAGUGUGCUUGGGCUAGAGGCAAAGUUAUGGGCGGAUCGUCAACUAUUAACUACAUGAUUUACAUCAGAGGUAAUCCCCGCGAUUACGAUGAGUGGGCUGAAAAAGGAAAUGACGGCUGGUCAUAUGAUGAAGUUCUUCCUUAUUUCAUGAAAUCUGAAGACAAUCACGACAUACCACAUGUUGCACCUUAUGUUCAUGGAGUAGGAGGAUAUCUAAGUGUGGAAAGAUUUCAGUAUCAAGACCAAAAUGUUAUGGCAAUGUUUAGGGCUUUAGGAGAAUCGGGGCUAGAAAUUUUGGACCAAAAUUCUGGUCACCAAAUUGGAGCUAGUUUAUUAGAGACUACGACGAGAAACGGAAGACGAGAGAGUGCCAAUAUUGCGUUUAUUAGACCGAUUAGAAGGAAAAGACAAAAUCUUGUAAUUGAAACAAAAGCUUAUGUUCUCCGAGUUCUUAUUGAUCCUAAAACGAAAGCUGCUUAUGGAAUAGAGUACGAGAAAAAUGGUAAAUUAGUCCGAGCCUUUGCGAGAAAAGAGGUUAUAGUAUCAUGUGGCACCAUAAUGUCGCCCAAAGUUCUAAUGUUAAGCGGUGUUGGACCUGCCCAUCACUUAAAAAGUUUUGGAAUUCAUGUGAUUAAAGAUCUUCCUGUAGGAUAUAAUUUGCAUGAUCAUACGACAAUCGAUGGUGUAAUGUUCCAGCUACCAAAUGAAACCGCAACUAACGGAGAUGAAGAACAACAAAGAAAGGAUGUGUAUUACUACAGAGAAAAACAAGCAGGUCCUUUGUCGUCGACAGGUCCUGCACAGUUAAAUGCCUUCGUUCAAACAAAAUACGAAUUCGAACUGGAUCGACCCGAUAUACAGUACGCCAUAGAUGCCACAACUCUUGAAGACUUUUUAAAGGAUCCUAUUUUAACGGCGGAAACCAGAGUUUCGCCAAUGGCUUACUAUGACACGUUUGUUAUAAGACCCAUUUUACUAAAUCCAAAAAGUCGAGGCGUAAUUACAUUAAACGAUACAGAUCCAAUUUAUGGUCAUCCUCUCAUAUAUGCAAAUACAUUUUCAAAAGGGACAGAUUUACUAAGAAUAGUUGAAGGAAUAAAACAAGCAUUAAGCUUAUUAGAAACACACUCUCUCCAAAAGCUAGGUGCUCAAUUGGUUACCACUCCUUUAUAUCCCUGUGAUGAUUUAGAAUUUGGAACUGAUGACUACUGGAUUUGUGUAAUAGAAUCAUACACAACGACUAUUUACCAUUUUGUUGGUACGUGUAAGAUGGGGCCAAAAGACGAUGAAUCGGCCGUCGUUGAUCCUGAACUGCGAGUACAUGGUAUAAAAAGGUUGCGAGUAGUCGAUGCAUCGAUUAUGCCAAAAAUUGUAAGAGGUAAUACAAAUGCUCCCACGAUUAUGAUUGCGGAAAAAGCAAGUGAUAUUAUUAAGUCAACUUGGUUGAAGUAAAAGAAACUGCACUACUACCUAGGUGUUUAAAAAUAAUGCAUCCAUUAUCGAAUAAUAUAAUCAGUAACUUUUACAUUAACUGAAUAUUUCAAGAUUAUGUUUCCCACAACUAUAAAGUAAUAGUUCAAAACUUUGAAACUUUUAAAAAUCGUACCAUAACUUCAUUUCAAACACCCGAUAACUACUCUACAAAAAAUUUUUGAAUGUAGCGCAGAUAGUUAAUUUGAAAAAUUUGGCCAUAAAUUUUAUAUUUACGUUAAAUAUAACUGUCUAUGUAAAUAUUUUUUGUAGUUAUUUUUUUUUAAGUCUCUCUGAAAACAAUUUGAAAUUUUGAAAAUUCGCACUGUACCAAAAAGCCUAAAGGAGUAAUGAAUGUUACAAUGUUCAUUUAUAAAAGAUUUAUACAUAUUUAUUGAAAGGUAUUUUUGUCUUUUUAUUUAGAUCAGUUUUACAUUUUUUUACUUUAAAUUAACAAUUACCUAAAUUUUCAAAUUACGAUGCUGAGAUUUCAAUUAAACGGUAAAUAGUUUUUUUGUUAUGUGAAGUGGAGUGAAGUAUGUGUGGGUUAAAUUAAAAAUCCCUAAUUUCCUUUUUUGAAAUUUAAUUAAAGUGUUAUCUACCAAAAAUAAUUUAGUGGAUUUGAUAAAAAAAAAGGAAACUCACUCUAGAGUGUUAUAUUUUUUAUUUGGCUGGAUUAUCAUUAAAACAAUGAGAAACACGUAUAGGGGCAAGAGUACUGGUAACAGUAACAAUAGAUACCACAAAGAGUUACGGGAAUGUUUGAGUUUGUGUUCAUAUUUAUUACAAAUAUCACUAUAAUUUCCUGCUUAUAUUAAUAACAAAACAAAAAAUAUGGAUGCAUUUUUGACUAAUUCGUCAAAAAUGAAAUUUUAGAAGUAUUUUUUAAACAUUUAGCGUCGAGUGUGCAGACAUUGUACAUUGACCAUUAACCUAAGUGUAACAAAAUGUGUAAAGGACUUUCUUCAUAAAGUCAAAUUGAAAAGUAGGCAGGUUUUAAUAUGUUAGCAAUUAUUAUUGUUGGCAAUGACAUGCCAAGUAUUAAUUGUCGCCACAUUGAAAUGUCAGUUAUAUCAACAAUAAGUUUCGAAAUUAUAUUUAACAUAAAAUUGUCUUAUUCUUCCCAACCAUGAUUGGUUGUAUUUUCAAAGUAAAAUGAAAGCCUCUUUUAAUUAUUAUGCGAAUUGAAUUGUUGAAAUUACUGACACUGAAUGUAAGCCUACUUACACUUGACAGAUUGUAUUAUACUUUCAUUACCAGAAGCGUUGAUAAUAUUUUUACGAUUAUUGAACUCAUGUAAAU
Messenger RNA from Zophobas morio, 3241 nucleotides. RefSeq names its product glucose dehydrogenase [FAD, quinone]-like. Bases 20 to 1921 code for a protein of 633 amino acids. Gene Ontology annotation, molecular function: flavin adenine dinucleotide binding; oxidoreductase activity, acting on CH-OH group of donors. The record is from RefSeq and is a predicted model, not a curated record. Lineage: Eukaryota; Metazoa; Arthropoda; Insecta; Coleoptera; Tenebrionidae. The transcript has 2 exons.